Alternaria novae-zelandiae is the source of this 369-nucleotide messenger RNA. RefSeq lists its product as uncharacterized. Gene Ontology annotation, cellular component: mitochondrial intermembrane space. Gene Ontology annotation, molecular function: zinc ion binding. Bases 1 to 369 code for a protein of 122 amino acids. Gene Ontology annotation, biological process: protein import into mitochondrial intermembrane space. The transcript has 5 exons. The record is from RefSeq and is a predicted model, not a curated record. Lineage: Eukaryota; Fungi; Ascomycota; Dothideomycetes; Pleosporales; Pleosporaceae.
AUGUGCAGACACAUCCUCAACGCCCAGGUCUCCAUCCGCUCGCCUUGCUGCAAGAAAUGGUUCGAUUGCGCCGAGUGCCACCAGGAGCAGAGCGACCACCCGCUACAGCAGACGUUUGACAUGGUCUUCAUCUGCAAAAAGUGCAAAAAGGCCUUCCGCAAGGAUGCGCGCGAAUUCGAAGACGCCGACGAGUACUGCCCGCACUGCGACAACCAUUUCGUUCUAGAGGCCAAAACUCCCAAGGCCUCGCUGCAAGUCGAGGGCGAGGAUGUGCGAAAGGACGCCAGGAUGCUCAAGGACGAACGUGUACGAGCCGAAGAGAUGCGCACCAUAUUCGAUGUCAAGGAAGCACCGGACAAGUUGGGCUGA